This is a messenger RNA of Priapulus caudatus, 2218 nucleotides long. Its product is annotated as WD repeat-containing protein 48-like. The transcript is spliced from 3 exons. Bases 94 to 2139 code for a protein of 681 amino acids. Gene Ontology annotation, biological process: double-strand break repair via homologous recombination; protein deubiquitination. The record is from RefSeq and is a predicted model, not a curated record. NCBI's taxonomy places the organism in Eukaryota, Metazoa, Priapulida, Priapulimorpha, Priapulimorphida, Priapulidae. Gene Ontology annotation, molecular function: ubiquitin binding.
AUUCGUCGAUAAGUUUUGGCAUGAAUCAAGUGGUUGUAACUCAUACUCGUUGUUUCGUUAUAUGCAAUUUUGCCAUUGGGGGAGUCGCCAAUCAUGGCAGUUCACCAAAGGCACUCGAGUGUCGUCUCUCGAAAGAAGGUGCAAGUCUCUUUUGUGAUACGGGAAGAAGUGGAACGAUUUCAUCGGUCUGGUAUCAACUCACUGCAGUUUGACCAGUACAACAAUCGCCUGUACUCGGCCUGUCGGGACUCAAUAAUUCGCAUAUGGAACACAAAGAACAUGAAGGAUCCAUAUAUACAAUCGAUGGAGCACCACACCGAUUGGGUGAACGACAUCGUACUCUGUUGUGGUGGGAGGAAUCUGAUAUCUGCCUCCAGUGAUACGACUGUCAAGGUGUGGAAUGCCUACAAAGGCUUCUGCAUGUCAACUCUGAGAACGCACAAAGACUAUGUGAAGGCCCUUGCCUACGCAAAAGACAGGGAGCAGGUGGCGUCUGCCGGGCUAGACCGCUCGAUAUUUCUCUGGGAUGUGAACACGCUAACGGCUCUCACCGCCUCCAACAACACGGUGACAACGUCAAAUUUGAGUGGAAAUAAGGACUCCAUAUACAGUCUGGCAAUGAACACGUCCGGCACGGUGAUAGUGUCCGGCUCCACGGAGAAGGUUCUGCGGGUCUGGGAUCCACGCACUUGUCAGAAACUGAUGAAGCUAAAGGGUCACGCUGACAAUGUCAAGGCGUUGGUGCUAAGCAAGGAUGGAACGCAGUGCGUGUCAGGAAGCUCUGAUGGAACGAUUCGUUUCUGGUCACUCGGCCACCAGCGGUGCAUCGCCACGGUGAGGGCUCACGACGAGGGAGUCUGGGCGCUGCAGGCCAACGACAACUUUACGACGAUAUACUCCGGCGGCCGCGACCGAAAGCUCUACAUGAUUGACGUGCGUAACCCCGACAACCGGCAGCUGAUCUGCGAGGAGAGCGCGCCGAUCCUGAAGCUGACGCUCAACCAGGACCAGCAGACGAUGUGGGUCGCGACGACCAACUCGUGCGUGAACAGCUGGUCGAUCAAGCACGCCGAGAACGGCGGCGAGGAGAACGGCGAGGACACGAUGGUCUACUGCGAGGCGCCGCUGCACGCGCAGCCGAAGAUGACGAUCAAGGGUGGCACGAGCAUCCGGCAGUACCACGUGCUCAACGACAAGCGGCACAUCCUCACGAAGGACUCUGAGGGCAAUGUCGCGCUGUGGGACGUGCUCACCGCCUGCAAGGAGGAGGAGCUGGGCCGCGCGAGCCUCGACGACGAGGUGAAGAAGCGCUUCAAGAUGAUCUACGUGCCGCACUGGUUCACCGUCGACCUGCGCAUGGGCAUGCUGUCGAUACACCUCGACGAGUCGGACUGCUUCGCCGCGUGGGUGUCGGCGAAGAACGUCGGCAUGCGCUUCAGCGACGGCAGCGACCCGAAGCUGAACUUCGGCGGGCUUCUCCUGCAGGCGCUGCUCUCGCACUGGCCGCGCACGCAGCCGGACGAGGAGCCGGCGCAGGACGGAGCCGUCUACAACGUGAGCGGCUCCGGCGAGCGCCUGUCGACGAACUACUGCUUCAGCGUGCCGGGCCACACGCCGGUGAUCUUCAGCGAGGUGGGCGGCCGCACGCUGUUCCGGCUGCUCGCGAAGGACGCCGGCCGCGAGACGGACGCGAUGAUGCUCAACGAGACGCUGCCGAUGUGGGUCGUCGACAUCACCGUCGAGAAGAACAUGCCCAAGUUCAACAAGAUCGCGUUCUAUCUGUUCCCGUACCCAGCCGGCGGCGCCAAGUCGGUGAAGAAGGACCGGCUGUCGGCGAGCGACAUGCUGCAGGUGCGCAAGGUCAUCGAGCACGUCUACGAGAAGAUCAUCGGCGCCGGCUCGGACACGGCCUCGCAGGCCGGCAGCACGCACAACUCGACACCGAGCGGCAGCGCGCCCGAGCAGCGAUCGGAGAGCGAGAAGGAGACGGACGAGCCGUCGUCGUCGGCCGCCGAGGAGAAGGUGGAGCUGCUGUGCCUCGAGCAGACGCUCGACGCCAACAUGGACCUGCGCACCGUGAAGCACUUCAUCUGGAAGAGCGGCGGCGACCUCGUCCUGUACUACCGGCUCAUGAAAUGAGGCGGCGCGCCGACCUCCGACCUCCGACCCUGCCAGGUGGCGUCCGUGUGCUCGACGUGUGGCCGCCAGGUGGCGUCCG